UUUGGGAACAUUCGGCUAUCCCGGUGAGCGCGCGCUUCCCGGAUCGUAGCUGCCUGUCAUCGUUCGGGCUGACAUCACAGAGAGGAUUUGCUACAAUGUCAAACAUCCACAAGCAGCGCGAGCUCAUGGCUUCCCCGCGCCACAAUGAGAAGCAUCGCCGCGUUCUCCUGCUCAUCCUCUAAAUACAAAACUCCAUUCACCUUUUAUGGGUUUAUUCCAUGUUCCCGGAUAGGAUGCGUUUGAGGUCUAUGUGAGUGUAAGAGCCAGGUCAGAGGUCAUGCUGCGGAGGGAAUCUGACUCCCACGGCCUCUUUUCCUCCGGAGAGACGUCUGACAAUGACUGUGAGAUGGGGGCGAGUUGUGGAGAGGUAGAUGUAGUGUGUCUGUGCGAGACUGGUCCCUGUACACUUUAUUCAGAAGCACACACGCCUACGCCGGACACACUGCUUUGUGAACACUGUGGAAAAAACAGAGUAAUGAUGACCAGGUACUCUGAGGGAUACGGCACAGAGGAGGAGUGUGUAUUAUCUGACCCUCAGGGGGAGAGUGAUGCCGAUGCAGAUAUAGAGGAUACAGAUUGCAGACUCCAGGAGCCAGGUUCUCUGCAGCGAAUCAGCUCCCGGAGACGCAAGCGUCCCGCGGGUAGCGCGGCAGGACACCACGGAGAGCGAAGACGAUGGUGGGAGGAGUCACAGAUCCCAUCGCUGGAACCUCAGGCUCAGUCCUGACCGAGCACACAGCAGGACCAUACUGGAGGAGAGUAUAUCACAGGUCAGGCCACUGAUCAUCUGCCGGCCAAAUGUCGAGAGGCAGAAGAGCGAACUGCCCCGAGGCUCCAAACUGAUGUCUCUGUGGCCGUCGUCCCUCUCUCUUCCUCUCAUCCUCCUCCUCUCAGCUGCCCCUCUCCCUCUCCCUCGUCAUUGUUAUCGUGUCGUUCCUCCUACCGUGGGCCAGUGCUUGACCUAACAUUUCUGUUGCAAGAGAUUAGUUUCAUUCCAAAAAUUACAAGAAGUUCCACCAAUUCUUGAGAUGUAGUGGAUAGCACACAAAUGUAGUCUGCUAUAAACUACAAACUAAAAGAUCUAACAGGCCCCUCAUAUUUUAGAAAUAUUUCAUUCUGAUGUUUUUUUUCCUACCAGAACAUGUCAAAUUACAUUUUUGGAAGGAUUUAAACAUCUUGUUUUUUGUGUGACAGUUGGCGUCUGGGCUCCAUUGAAACCAAAAAGGCACAAGUUCAAAUAUUUAGGUCUUUCAUACUGCACCUGUUAAAACCACUGUCUGUACAUUUACAUCCAGAAUCUGCUCACAACGAAAACAACGUAAACUCAGUGCUUGCUUCUGCCUCAUAAUAUCUCACCUUCCGUCUCACUUCCUCACCCCCUCGUUUGUAAAAAUAGACCUCUCAUCUCGCUCCUUAUUCUAACGAGCCACAGGAGUGGGGGUGGGGUGGGGGUGGGGUAAAGGUUUCAGGGCUGCGCAGGUAGAUUCAAAAAGGAAAAUAACAGGCUCAAUAGGAAAAAAAAAAAGUAAGACGAUGCUGCUGAACUAUGCAAUUCCUCUGUUCCUACCGCAGCAUCUUAACUGCUGUAAAAGAACGUCUCCUAUGUCCUUGGCACUGUCGUCACCUUCUUGGCCCCUUUUCUCUCUAGAUGAAUAUACUUUAUGAAUGCAGGGACUUAUGGUUCUAAAAUAGAGCAUGACCCAAUUUAAAAAGCAAUAGCAGGAGAGAUCUGAUAUAGCUCCCGUCGUGUAUGAUCUACAGUACAUCUGUUAUUUUAGUGAAGGGAUUACAUGUAUUAUUUUACUUGUUGCAGACUGAUUUAAAAACAGGUGGAUCCUUCUUCUUCUUCUUCUUCUUCUUACUACUUCUUCUUCCUGGCUGCACUUGUAUGUUUUUAGUAAAAUAAGCUGACCUCAAAAUUAAACAAGCUUUAGUGGAACUUAAUUAUGUUUAAGCAAUUUAAACACUUAAAACUAUUUCACAGUCUUACAGUUGAAACAUUACUAUCAUGUUUAAUACUAUUUAUGUUAUGUCUAUGUUUAUGAAUUAUUAUUUAAGAUGAAAAGGGAGCUUGACAAUCAGUCAUGCUACUUACUUCAAGCUGAACUAACUGGAAAAAGCCAUUUUGCUGUGGCUUCUCUGUACUGUAUGUUUCAUGUUAUGUUGUUUUUGAAUAUUUUUGAAGCCAUGAUUAUUGUUUUUUCACACCACACUGGAAUUGCUUGCAUCCCUGUAGAGAAAUAUUUGUUUCUAAAUUAAGAUCAGGUUGUACUGUAUGAGCUAAUUUGAUUAGUGUUUAAGACUUUUUCCUCUUCCAGCCUAUUGUAUUGCCUGUCUUACAUCUUAAAUUUUUUCCAUAUGUAUGUUCACCUCUGUUUCAUGGGGCCAUAGAAGUUCAAUAAAACUAGAUUGUAUUUUGACAAA
Lates calcarifer (barramundi perch) is the source of this 2424-nucleotide messenger RNA. RefSeq lists its product as uncharacterized. The record is from RefSeq and is a predicted model, not a curated record. The transcript has 7 exons. Bases 278 to 727 code for a protein of 149 amino acids. NCBI's taxonomy places the organism in Eukaryota, Metazoa, Chordata, Actinopteri, Centropomidae.